Messenger RNA from Acytostelium subglobosum LB1, 1002 nucleotides. RefSeq lists its product as hypothetical. Gene Ontology annotation, biological process: monoatomic anion transmembrane transport. Gene Ontology annotation, cellular component: mitochondrial outer membrane. Bases 1 to 1002 code for a protein of 333 amino acids. Gene Ontology annotation, molecular function: voltage-gated monoatomic anion channel activity. Lineage: Eukaryota; Evosea; Eumycetozoa; Acytosteliales; Acytosteliaceae. The record is from RefSeq and is a predicted model, not a curated record. The transcript has 3 exons.
AUGUCGAACCCAGGAGUUUACGCUGAUUUGGUCAAGAUCCCAUCCGAUUUCCUCAAGAAGGAUUACCCAGAGACCCAACAAAUCGAGGUCACCGAGAAUGUUUCUGGAUACCCAGUCUCUUUGAUCAACACCCUCACCCGCAAGCAAGACGGCUCUGUCCUCUUCAACUUCAACCCAAAGAUCAACCUCGGCAAGCAGUUCCAGAACGGUCUGCUCAGCGUCAACGUUGACACUGCCAAGAACGCCAAGGGAGAGCUCACCUUCAACACCCUUGCCCCAGGUCUCAAGGCCGUCCUCACCGUAAGUGUCAAAGGCAACAAAAAAAGUGGCGGAGGUGGUGGCAGUAGUGGGCCGUUGCAGGGGCGUCUUGCAUUGCACCACAAUACUAGCUUCUUUGGAGGUUGUUGUCGAAUGCGCUCGAAACUGAUCAUUGAUCCGUCAUCACUAUUAUCAUCAUCAUCACAGGUCGACUCGAACUCUGCCCAGACCGAGCUCCAAUACAAGAAGGAUGCCGUCGCCUUGACUGCCAUCAUCCGCUCCAACAAGAAGUUCACUGCCUCUGCAGUGUUUGGAUACCAGCAGUUCUCGCUCGGUUUGUUGGCCAACGUCAACGCCCAGAGCCAGGAGGUCGAGGGACUCGAGGGAACUCUCCUGUACAGACGCGAGGGUUUGUUGAUUGGUCUGUCACCAAAGAACAAGGGCCAGAACUUGGCCAUCACCUUGUUCGACAGAGUCAACGCCCGUCUCGCCAUUGGUGCCGACAUCAACGUCGACAUGAAGAAGCUGGACGCCGUCCCCAAGUUGACCAUUGGCUCACAGUACUUUGUUGACAGCAAGUCAUUCCUCAAGGUCAAGGUUGACCAGGACCUCAGAAUCGGUCUGGGCUACACUGUCCCAGUCAACGACACCACCAAGGUCCAGCUCGGCCUCAGCGUCAACUCCAAGGACCUCUCUGUCGAGGGCAAGCACACCUUUGGUUUCAACGUCACCUUGGCUCUCUAA